Messenger RNA from Myxocyprinus asiaticus (Chinese sucker), 3781 nucleotides. RefSeq names its product uridine diphosphate glucose pyrophosphatase NUDT14-like. The record is from RefSeq and is a predicted model, not a curated record. Gene Ontology annotation, molecular function: UDP-sugar diphosphatase activity; metal ion binding. The transcript has 6 exons. Bases 182 to 847 code for a protein of 221 amino acids. Lineage: Eukaryota; Metazoa; Chordata; Actinopteri; Cypriniformes; Catostomidae. Gene Ontology annotation, biological process: ribose phosphate metabolic process; nucleoside phosphate metabolic process.
GCAAUCUGUGGUGAGAAGUAGCAGUGGGCAGCUAUAAGAAAGCCAUGGAGCAGAUUAAUAAUAUUCAGGUCGUUCCGUGCACCAACUCUGAUUAUCUGAGACCGUUUAGGGUGCAUUAUAACCAGAUGGCAAAGGCUUUGAAGAAGGUACCAGUGUGAGAGAAAUGUAUUAAAGCAUCACCAUGAAUGGAACAAAGAAGUCCUGGGACUUUAUGCAAACCCAUGAUAGUGUCUCUGUGCUGAUUUUCAACACCACCUCACACUGUUUCAUCCUGGUCAAGCAGUUCCGCCCAGCUGUAUACAUGAGUGAAUGGGAGCGGAGCAAACCUAAGCCCCUGCAGCUGGCCGAGGAAGGGCCUUCAGAAGCUACAUCUCCAGAACCCAGAGUCCCAGAAGAGGGCCAAGUUGGUGAGACUAGCAAAGAGACGUCAAGCAACCCUCACCAGCCUCCAGCUUCGGCAGGGGUGACCUAUGAGCUGUGUGCAGGCUUGGUGGACAAACCCGACCUCUCUCUGGAGGAGAUCGCCAGGCAGGAAGUACUGGAAGAGUGCGGCUAUGAUGUGCCAGUCACCAAGCUGAGAAGGAUCACAUCUUACAGGUCGGGAGUUGGAGUCACUGGAUCCAAGCAGACCAUGUUCUACGCGGAGGUGUCCGAUGAGAAUCGCAUUGGAGAGGGCGGGGGUAAACCUCAAGAGGGUGAAUUGAUUGAGGUGGUCAAAGUUCCCCUACAUGAAGCAAUGACCUUCGCUUUUGAUGAGAGCAUCCCGAAAACGAUGGGCGUCAUUUUCAGCUUUAUGUGGUUCCACAGCAACAUGUCGCCAAAGUACAAGAUCUCCACCAAUGUGUAAUUUAAAAGUUCCAAGCCAUUAUUCGAAAUACCAGUUAUUACAUACAGUAAAUUUUUUAUAUAUAUUGUAUUCAAAAUGGUCACUAACAGUGUUGACUUUUUCAGUUGUUUCUGACACUUUUAUCUGUUUGUUGUGGUUAUAGCUAUUGUCUUAUUUCAAAUUCUGAUGUAAGAAGCACUUGUGUGCUAUCUGCUUUCUAUGGGAGCUGAGACAUCCCAAUAGGUUGCCAUAGAACUAAAGAGGUCCAUUGUGAGUUUGUUUGGUGUAACUGAAUUCUUUGUUUUUACCAUGUGAGGAAUUUCAACCAGCCAUCUUUUUGAAAGCACACUGUGGCCCUUUAAGACUUUGUGACAGUGAUCAUUUCCUCUCAAACUUGAGAGGGCAAGAUUUGAAAAGUCCACGUUGAUACAGUACCAUCUCACUUCGGGAGGAUUAAAGAAAGAUCAUUUUUAAAGCUGUACGCUGUGGCCAAAAAGUGAGACCACUUGUCAUUUUCCCACCAGUUUUGCAGACAGAAUAAUAUUUUGAAAAAUAAAAAGUAAAACAAUAUUAACUAGUCACAAUAAUUAAUGUGAUUAUAUGUGGACAAUACACAGGCAGCUACCCAACUGAGAAAACUUGAUAGUCACUACUGUAAACAAUCAUUAAGUCAUUUCUUUUCCAAGCAAAGAAUAAAUAAACAAGCUGUUGCAUUUUUCUCAGGUCCAAAGCUGACUUUGGGACAUUCAGGGUUAGUGACAAUUGUAACGGGUACUUGCCUAAUGGACCAGGAAAAAAUACCAGAAGACUAUAAGGCACGAGGAAAGAGGUAGCAGGUUUGCUGAGCAAUAACAGACACACACAGGAUUUAUAUGUGAAGGGUGAAAUUAAUUUUUACUGAAAGUAUUUUAGGUAUUAAUUCUGAAUUUAGAUGUAAGAAAAUAAAUUUAAUGAAAUAUAAAAUGACAUACAUUAACAAAGACAAUAAUACAAAAUGAAACCUCAAUUAUUUACCCUGGGUGCACCUGUUACAUUUCUCUCUGUAUAUACCGAUAUAUUCACAAUUUGAAUGGUAAAUCUCAAAUAAAAGAGAAUAAAUCUCUUAAAAGAUCUUCACAUGUGUUCAAAUGAAUUAAUCCUUCUCAUUCAAUUGUUUUAUGUGAUCACAAACAAUCAGUGAUUCAAGUUCACAUCGAAUAAGAUACUGAUCAGUUUUCUUUUCUCUUGAAUUUGAAACCAGAGAUAUUUCAGUCAAACUAUAGAAAAAGGAAAGUCAGUCUCUGUGAUGGAAGUUUCUUUCUUUGGGAAAGAAGAGUGGUCAGAAGGGUAAGUAAGGGAAGAUACUGUCAUUUUCUUUAGGUUCGUUGUUUCUCUUUUUGUUUAUAGCGUCAUAUUCGAGACGCUCGCCAUCAAAUAGGAAAAUCCAGCUCAAGAAAAAAAAAACUGGCCUCUGUAUUCACUUUGCUUUUCUUUUAUACAGGCACACACGACCAACAAUGGCGUCAAUGAGCAAGUCAAAAUAUAAAUUCAGCAGUGUCCAACGACAAGAUUAACACUGGAUCAUGCGAUUUAACAAAGUUUUGAACAGUUUUGACCUUCUGUUCAGUUUCAGAGGUUUAAAACACUAUAUAUGUUAAAUACUCAAGUUAACAUCAAAGUUUUCUUCAUCCAUCACUCUCUGUGUUUCUAACCUGCAUGUCUCAGUCCACUCUGUUGCCAACAAUGCAAAGCUCUGAUUGGCUAGACAGCUCAUUAACUUAAUUUAAGCCUUGAAUCAACCAAAAUAUAAUUUUGAUGGGUUCUAUAUUUAUGUAUAUACAGUAUGUUAUAAAAUGUGAUAUUGAUAUCAAAGAUAUUAAUUUUAAUAUUUAUAAAUGACCAUUAUUUAACUUGGGUUACACAGUGCUGAAAUUUAUUGAGAUAUUUUUCAUUGUCGCUUAACUUUAAGUUGAUUGUUUUGAGUGUGUGUUUUCCACCGAAUUUAUGAGAUACAUAUUGUACAAUCCUAAAGAGGUAUUAGUACCAUUCUAGUCCUACAAGUCUAAAGCUGCUUUGCCAUAAUCACUAUAAUAACAAUGUUCUGAAAUCUUUCAGAAAGACUUGUAGAAUACAAUACUGUAUAUCAGAAGUGCAUGAGCUUGCCUGUUGAGGUUGAAUAAAACCCUGAAAUUAAUAUUUUCCACCAAAAAAAAAAACUAUAUAGUGUCAGAAUAGUUAGAUUUACUAGUACCUUCUAAAGUCACAAGAAGGAAUCCCUUGAAUCCCAUACUUGAAGAUCAUUUGAUUAAUCUUACAUGAAUAUAAUAAUAUAAUAUACUCUCAAUAUCUUCCUCCAAUAUUUGAGAGGUUGCUUGCAACUUCACUUAUAAACAUUUUAUUAAGAUUGUUGAAUUUUGCUUUUGUUUUCCAUUAACUGAAUACAAAAAAAAUUAAUAAUAAUAAUGUUUUGUAGAAAUCCUCAGCACAACAAAAGCCAGAGUAUAAAAAAGCUUUCUUAAUCAGAUUCUUGCUCUAUUGCUGUUCAGUUCUGAUUCUCUUAUGCACAGAGAUCUUUCACUGGUUUCCUUGUGGGUUUGAUUAUUUAGUGAAGGAUAUUAAUGUUAUCCAAGCUAAUUACACGUUAUUUAGCAUUUGUUAAUACUCAGUCUUUGUUUCUGUCAUGACAAAUGAUCACCACCACUUUAAAUAAAUACAGUAUUGUAACCUGAUUGCAUCUUGUUGUAAAACUAUUCUGUUGUGAUUGAGUGUUAUAACUUAAAUUAUCAAUACACACAGUACUGUGCAAAAGUUUUAGGCACUUGUGAAAAAUGUUGCAUAGUGAGGAUGUCUUCAAAAAUAGUGCCAUAAAUAGUUUUCAUUUAUCAAUUAAUGCCAUACAAAGCCUAGUAAACAUAAAAAAAAAAAAAAAAAAAAGCUCAACCAGUAUUUCGUGUGACAACAUUUGCCUUGAAAACA